CACGGAGAGGAGAUCGCACAGGCUUGCACGGUGGUACAUCUGCUCGCCCUGCGCUGGCUGCCGCCCGAGCGACUUUAGAUCUACGAGUUGCCGGGCUGACUGCGGAGCGCUGCUCGACCACGAUCAGUCGCUCUGCAGCACUGUUGCAAAGUGGGCUGCGAGUGUAGUACACCUGCGUACAAUCUCACCAAGUCCAGGAGCGCAGCCAUGGAGCGGUGGAAAGGCAGAGUGGCUCUGGUGACGGGCGCUUCGGUGGGAAUCGGGGCGGCUGUCGCUCGGGCUCUGGUCCAACAAGGCAUGAAGGUAGUCGGAUGCGCCAGGAACGUGGACAAAAUAGAGAAGCUUGCUGCAGAGUGCCAGAGUGCAGGCUACACUGGAACACUCAUCCCGUACAAAUGUGACCUGUGUAAUGAGGAGGAGAUCCUCUCCAUGUUCUCAGCUAUCAAAACGCUGCACCGGGGCGUGGAUGUGUGCAUCAACAACGCUGGCUUGGCCCGCCACGAGCCGCUGCUCACUGGACGCACAGACGGCUGGAGGAACAUGAUCGAUGUGAAUGUGCUGGCCCUGGCCAUCUGCACUCGCGAGGCCUACCAGUCCAUGAGGGAGAGGAACGUGGACGAUGGCCACAUCAUCAAUAUUAACAGUAUGGGGGGCCACAGAGUGGUGCCCAGUGCAGAUGAGCACUUCUAUUGUGCCACCAAACAUGCUGUGACGGCCCUCACCGAGGGACUCCGACAAGAACUGCGAGAGGCCAGGACACACAUCCGCGCCACGUGCAUAUCUCCUGGCACAGUGGAAACUGAGUUUGCCUUCAGGCUCCACAACAGCGACCCGGAGAAAGCUGCGGCCGUCUAUGAAAGCAUGAAGUGUUUGAAGGCAGAGGACAUAGCCAGCGCUGUGACUUACGUCCUCGGCGCCCCUCCGCAUGUCCAGAUUGGGGAUGUGCAGCUGCGACCAGUGGAACAGGUGUCAUAGCAACAGAAUACCGAUGCGUUGGUGGAGCAGACCAAGCCGGAGGCAACAAUGUCUCUCUGGCAGCCCCUGCUGGACAAAACAUGUAUAGCACCUAGUCUAAAAAAAUGGAAUUUAAAGGAUUCGGUUCAUUUGUCGACAAUAGUGAAGGGGAAAAGUAACAAAUAGGAAAAUUUGAGGAUAAACUGGUUCAGUCUCGCUCUCUGAGGAGAGAGAGAGAGAGAAAGAAAACUGGUAUUGUUCCAAGUUACAAAUACACUGCUGCCUCAGUAUGAACUCAGCGUGAGUGUAGGGGGUCGCUUUUUAUUGUGUAGGAAACUGGACAACAGUUGCCUCCGUGAAACCACUACUACACACCAGGAUACACAAGUUGCACAAGUUUGUUUGUUUGUUGGUUUGUCUUAUGCCAUUACUCUUAACACUUAUUGUCGCAAUAAUAAUGUAUUACUUAAUAUAUAUUAUGAAGACUUUAAAAAGAUGUGUAACACCUUGUGACUGUAAUGACCUGAAACCUUAAAAGUGAACCCAUUCUUAGCUAUUUAAAAGACUAAACAAUUGCAUUUUAAUAACUGGUGGUGUCAUUAACUCUAACUCUGUAUCAGAUUUGCCACCGGUUCCUAACAUUUUCUUCCUGUGUAACUAUGGUGUACACACCUCCAUGUCUCAAUUAAACUUCCCAAUUUGACUGGAGUGAACUAGUCAACACUAACAUGUUGCUAGAUUAGCCGUCAUACUGAGGAAGGAAUGUGUUGCUACUUCUACUUUACCACAAUCACAAAAGGUCAUGAGUUCGCCCUCUGUUUCUUCCAUUCAUUACAUUCUAUAAGCACAUAUGAGUGACUUACAGAUGUGGCAUAAGACUUGGUACAGUACGCUAUAAUGCAUUAUGAUUGCGCUUAGUGUUCCAAUGAUUGCUGUAUGACUUUUUUUUUUUUUUAUAAGUUCUAACUUUGGAUUGUACGUAGACGUGUUUCUCACAACGGCAUAAGAGUGAAUGGAUCUCUAGCUGGUGUAAUGUAACUAAAACCUUUGGUCAGUCGGGUUUUCUGCGUCUGCUCUGCACCUGGACUUUCACACUUCUCACUACUGCACACCAGUGAAUGCGAUCGUGUUUCUAAACCCAUAUCAGACGCACGCGUACACCACAGGCACUCUAAGUACCUUGAUAUCAUGAAAUCUGUAAAACUGGGUAUGUCCUUUGGCCUCUGACUAAAGGACAUUGUGGGACACCUUUUACCAGGGACAUGUGACUAACCUUGAAGUGCACACAUUUAAAGACCUGCCGACUAUUGCUCAAGCACGCACCUGAACAUUGUCAUGAAUUAAAAUGUCAAGAUUAUCAUC
This is a messenger RNA of Electrophorus electricus (electric eel), 2316 nucleotides long. RefSeq names its product dehydrogenase/reductase 11a (gene dhrs11a). NCBI's taxonomy places the organism in Eukaryota, Metazoa, Chordata, Actinopteri, Gymnotiformes, Gymnotidae. The record is from RefSeq and is a predicted model, not a curated record.